AUGCCCAAGAACAGUGCAAUCAAUAAUUUUCUCGCCAGUCUACAACCGGUGACGGGAGGUCGCUGGCUGGGGUUGACUGACCCGGAUGGAGACGGACAGUGGGUGUUUGAAGAUGGCCAAAUCCUGACGUCAUCCGACUACUCCAACUGGCAACCCAACGACGAGUCCAACGGUUACGGCUGUGUUGGAUUUUGGGGGACAGAGUCCGUAUGGGAUCCAAAAGGCUGCACCAAGCCUAGGGGAUUCAUCUUUUUGAUCGACACGGACCUCCACUGUUCCCUGGGGGACUUCCGCUGCGGUGGAGGCAACUGUAUCCUGCCAUGGCGGCGUUGUGACGGGCAUCCGGACUGCGCGGACGGUAGUGACGAGGAAGAUUGUGUGUGCCUGUUUAUUCCCGAUGGUUUUCGCCUCAACAACAGACUGACAAUGCUACCGAACCAACUUGGGCAGGAGACGUUUGAGGCGAUGUUGAAUUCUUCUCUCCAGGAACUGCUCAACACUUCUAACGGCAUCGGAGAGAACUACCAUCCGGAAUUAGGAUACUUCGUAGCUACAGUCAUUUUCCCACAAUGUAAUGUCUCUCACGAGAGCUCAAGUCACUGCCCUCCGUCACCAGGCACAGACAACACUACAAUAUGCACGGGUUUACAACUGGUACCAUGCCGCUCGUGGUGUGAGGAAGUGCUCAACAUCGCUGAUGACGAAAUAAGGGACCUGAUUCCUGCACGUGAGCUGUUUCCAACAUCACAGGACGGCUGUUGGAACCCUGAACCAACAAAGAGGGCAGACGAAGUUUGCUACCAUGGCAAUGGAAAGAACUACCGCGGAGGUUGGGAUAAAACAGCAUCCGGCGCAGAUUGUAUGGAGUGGUCAACUGAUUAUAAUACCGACGAGUUCUCCUGGGCUAACCUGGACCACAACUACUGCCGCAACCCCGCCGGUCUGAAUCGGCCAUUCUGCUUUACUCAAGACGGUAGCCAGGAGGAAUGUGGCGUCAUCCCAUGUCAUGAGAAUGUCUGCUGGGACAGAGGCCCUCCAAACUACGGCAAGAGAAGUCCAAAGAAAAGGUUCUAUCACGUGGGAGAAGGAGUCACGUAUACGUGCAACGAGGGUUACACCCUGGAGGCAGGAUACGCCAGGGAAGUGAGGUGCACAGAAGAGGGUAUUUGGGAGUAUGACAAGCCCGAUUGUUCGAUUGACCAUAGACGAAAGGUGCAAGAUGAGGUGCUAGAGAUCUACGGUGCAGGUCUGGCUCCUGAGAAUAUUACCAUUAUCUUUAACGGAUCUGUGGGGCAGAUCAUCGACUUGGAUGAAAAGAAUGAGAAGCUCGUCACAUCUGUUGCCAUUGACUUCAAAUGGCAGGACAGUCGUCUGAGAUGGAAUCCAAGGUAUUUUGGUGGCGUCAAGACCCACAGCGUUCUGGGUAGCAGGAUUUGGACACCAACCUUCAUUGUGAAAAGAAAUGCCGACGUCACCUAUCGAGGCCUACGACAAGACGUACCUGUUCGAGUCAGCAGUGAUGGGCAGGUAGCCUGGAGUGUAGAAACCCUGACCACCACCCUGUGUGAUGCAGACCCCUUCUUCUUUCCUGCAGACACCAUGGAAUGUCACAUCUGUUUUUCUGCACACGCUGCUAUUAAGCAAACUAUUGAAUGCCAAGCCCAAGAGGACGGGUCUGAUGAGUGCGACACCUUUUCUGCCGUGACAUCUGAAGGCGAAUGGUACCGAAUGGACAAGGUGUUUGCUAAAGACAACAGGGAAGCGUGCUUUGUUCUCCACCUAGAGAGGGCCCCCAUGUUCCACAUCGCCACUACUGUAGGACCCUGCAUCAUCUUGGUUGUGCUGAUGAGCAUCACCUUCAUCAUGCCCUUAGACAGGGGAGACCGGAUCGCGUUCGGAGUGACCAUUCUCCUGUCCAUGGUCGUCUCCCUCGUAUUUGUGUCAGACGUACUUCCUGUCAAGAGGGUGUUGCCAUUUUUCGCUACGGUGAUCAUCAUCUGCAUGGGCCUGAUGGGAUUGUUCCUGUUUGUCACCCUGGUCAUCAUCGUCAUUCAUGACCGGGAGGGCAGCCUGUCUCCGGCGGCGAAGAUUAUUUUCCUCCGCUACAUGUCAAAGAUGCUGCUGUUGGGUGAUCUGACAGCAAAUAAGGAAGCAGACGAUGAAGAGCCUGGCGUAACCAACCACGCCGCCAUAGAACUGACCAACUGCGCCCAUGGAGCCGAUAACGUGUCGGCGGCCGACCAAGUCAUAUAUUUCGGUGAUGGCAAUGGAAGGAACGAGCAGCCCUCAAAGCCUACAGGGGACCCUACCGGCCGAGGAUCAUCUGGCAUUUCCGAGCUAAACGCCAGCGUUCAAGAUUUGGACAACAAGAUUGAUGAGCUGACCAAGGCCGUGAAGAACGAAGAGAAAGUUUCUGACUACACGCUGCUGGCCAAGGUCCUGGACAGGCUGUGUAUUGUCAUGUACAUCAUCAGUAUCGCAGCAACCGUUCCUAUGUCCAUGUAUUUGGCCAAGUAA
Branchiostoma belcheri (Belcher's lancelet) is the source of this 2517-nucleotide messenger RNA. RefSeq lists its product as uncharacterized. The transcript is spliced from 13 exons. Gene Ontology annotation, molecular function: protein binding; extracellular ligand-gated monoatomic ion channel activity. Lineage: Eukaryota; Metazoa; Chordata; Leptocardii; Amphioxiformes; Branchiostomatidae. The record is from RefSeq and is a predicted model, not a curated record. Gene Ontology annotation, biological process: monoatomic ion transport. Gene Ontology annotation, cellular component: membrane. Bases 1 to 2517 code for a protein of 838 amino acids.